This is a messenger RNA of Melampsora larici-populina 98AG31, 663 nucleotides long. RefSeq lists its product as uncharacterized. The coding region runs from base 1 to 663 and encodes 220 amino acids. The transcript is spliced from 4 exons. Lineage: Eukaryota; Fungi; Basidiomycota; Pucciniomycetes; Pucciniales; Melampsoraceae. The record is from RefSeq and is a predicted model, not a curated record.
AUGUAUGCUGUUGCAUCAUACCAACGUCGACACACAUCGAAGGCAUCUCUAACUUCGCAAAAAUCGCAUCCUGCCAAACCAGAUGCCAUCAACUUUCACAUCGCUAGAGUCACUGGUCAAGAACUUCCACCACAGCACCCCACCAGAUAUCCUGCGCAACCGGCCAGGCCAAACAAGCAAAGCUCUGACCAAGUCGACAUCAACCAUGAUCCUAUCAACACAAAGGAUGAUCAACAUUGCAAUAUUGCGCCAGUUUCACAAAACUCCAAAAGACGAAAGAAAGCUAUUGAAACAUACGUGACAUAUCAUAUAGGACAAAAGCCCUUCUAUCACAGUGUUUGUCAAGUGUUCAAAGAGACUAAAUUCAGCACGCGUGCUAUAGUCAAAUUGGCCAAUCAGUCAUCAACCUUCACGUGUUACAAAGGCUUAUGUAUCAUCACGGACCGGAACAAUGGGGCUAUAAUUGCAAUCAUCAAAUUCACCCCGUUCGAUAGCAUGUCUCAAGAUGAAUUGGAAGAACUCAAAGAAGUCUUGAAAUACCUUGUGGAAGAAAAAAUUUACUGUAAUCCGGUGACUUUGAAUGCCGCUAUGAAAGGAGGUUACAUGGGGGUCAUAGGAUGGCGGGCAGCGUUCAUGACAUUAGAGUAUUACGGUAUGUAUUGA